Messenger RNA from Diplodia corticola, 4362 nucleotides. RefSeq lists its product as uncharacterized. Gene Ontology annotation, molecular function: phosphorelay sensor kinase activity. Lineage: Eukaryota; Fungi; Ascomycota; Dothideomycetes; Botryosphaeriales; Botryosphaeriaceae. The transcript has 4 exons. Bases 1 to 4362 code for a protein of 1453 amino acids. The record is from RefSeq and is a predicted model, not a curated record. Gene Ontology annotation, biological process: phosphorylation; phosphorelay signal transduction system.
AUGCUGGCGUCGCUAACGAGCAAGAACGGGGGCGGAGGCGGCGGCGGAAGCAGCAGCUGCCAGGCACAGCCCGGCGGCGGCGCCGCCAACAACAGCAACAACAACAGCAACAACGCCAGCAGCGCCGGCAGCGAGGCCUCGCGGCCCACGACGUCGAGCGAGCGGCCGGCGAGCGAGCCCGCAUGGUCGAUUUUCGGCGUGCGCAACAGCUCGCAGCACGUCCGCAACUCGCGCCAGCCCCGCUAUCCCGGCCUGCACCAGGGCCCUGAGUCGGAGCCGGAGGUGUCGAUGCGCGCCGAGGACGAGCUGUUCGCCGGCGUCCCGCUCAUCGACUUCCUCGACCUCGACGCCAGGCCCGUCUUCGCCGUCGACCUGCUCGCCAAAUGCACCUCGGGCUCCGCGCCGGACCUGUCCGCCGCCUCGUCCGUCUCGUCGUCGUCGAACAACCUCCACGUCCCGCCGUCGCCGUCCCCGUCCCCUGCGUCGCGGCCCCAGUCGCUGCCCAUAAUAUACUACAACCACGCGCUGCAGGAUGCCGGCAACCUGCUGGAGGUCGUCGAGGGCCGCGCGCAGAGCAGCCCCUACGGGCAGCCCGCGUGGGUCACGCACUCGGUGUUCAGGGCGUGGGUGCUCGACCUGUCGCGAAGCAUGCACGGGAGCGCGCGCAAGGGCACCAUCGUGUACGGCGGUGUGACCUGGGCGGCGACGACGGUGAGCAGGCGCUGGAAGGUGCUGUACGGGGAGGCCUACCGCCACCGGGAUCAUCUGACCGGCUCGUUUUCCAACAUACAGUUUUCCACAAAGGCCGUGGGCGAAGACGUGGAGAAGACGAUUGAGGAGAAGCCCGAAGACGAUUUGAGGGGGAAGUCGGACGACUAUUUAAGUGGGGUGCCGGGCGACUACUUGAGCGGGAUACUCGAGGAGCAAAACUUGCCAAAAGAGGACCUUUUGCAGACGGAAGAAAAGGCGGACUCGAGGAAAGAGGAGGUGGAAUCGAGGAAAGAGGAGGUGGAAUCGAGGAAAGAGGAGGUGGAAGCGAGGAAAGAGGUGGAUCCCAGGAUGAAAGAGUUGGAUUUGGUGAGGAGGGGUUCGGGAGCUGAGAGGUUCAGGAAAGACUCGGUGAAGUACGAGAGAAGACACAGCCUACCGCCACCUGUUGAAGCAGUACCUCUCACUCCCGGAACCAGUACCUACUAUCGGCAGAGCUCACUGCCAGUCGAUGUCCGAUACGAUUGGACAUGCACUCCUCCGCCGCCUAACCUUGUUCCACACGUCCAACUAAUUCGCGGCAUAGACUGGGCAGAGACGCCGCUGGGCCCAAUCGAGUCAUGGUCUCCUACCUUGAAGUUCAUGUGCAACCUGGUGAUGGCUUGCCCAAACCCAGCCAUUGUGUUCUGGGGCCCAAAGCUAAACAUGAUCUACAACGAAGCAUACAUCCCCAUUGCCGGUGCAAAACAUCCCGCGAUGCUAGGCUCUCCGCCGUGGGUUAGCUUCGAAGAAGCAUGGGAUGAUUUCGAACCAUUUGUGCGGAAUUGUGAGGAGACGGGAUGUGGUGCCAUGGUCGAGAACAUGCUGCUGUUCCUGAACCGGGGGGCUGGCCUCCAGGAAGAAUUUUAUUGCUCGUUCAGCUUCACGCCCAUUCUAGAGAACGAUCAGAUCGUAGGCUGGCACGAGGUCGUUUUUGAAACAACAAAGCAGAUGAUCACCGAACGAAGGAUAUCAACUCUGCUCACUCUCAGUGAGAAGCUUUUUGCGUCAAUCACCCUCAAGCACUUUUGGGACCAAACACUCGAAGGCCUGCAAUCCAAUUCGCAGGACAUUUGCUUCGCGGUUUUGUACUCAGUAAGUGACUUGGCCGGAGAGUCCAAUUCCGGAGGCCCAGAACGAAGCUCGUCGAGACGCUAUGAGCUCGAAGGAAGCAUCGGCGUCCCGGAAGGACAUCCUGCAAUAGCAACCCGCCUUGACGUGGCUUUGGGCAAGGAUUGCUACAUGCGAUUCUUCCGCGCCGCUGCAGAAUCCAGCGAGCCACUUUUUCUCAGCACAAAGGACGGCUCUUUGCCUGAAUCCUUGGUCCAAGGCAUAGAAUCGAGAGCUUGGAACGAGCCUUGCGAGUCUGUCGUUAUCUGUGCCAUUCGCCCGACAACUGGCCACGCUUCCACUCGCGAUACUGCUUUGGGCUUCCUGGUUCUUGGACUAAACCAUCAUCGGCCGUAUGACGAGGAGUACAGGACUUUCAUUCAAUUACUCAACCGCCAAUUGACAACUUACCUCGCUUCCGUUCUGUUGCUAGAAGAAGAGACCAGACGAGGACGUACUGUCGCUGAACAAGCUGCCCUCGACCAGCAGAAGAUCGAGGAGCAGUUGCAGCUUCGCACGCGUGAACUGGAGCAGAGCGAGCUUCAGCUCCAACAUUUUGCUGACGCCAUACCUAUUGGGAUAUUUAUCCUCGAAUUUACGCCCGAUAACAUGGGCGGGAGCUACAGAUAUCGAAACGAGAAAUGGUUUGAGAUGAUGGGGGACUCUCGCGAGAAUACGCCCAGCUGGGAUAGUCCAUUGUGGCAACAAAUGCAUGCGGAGGAUCUCGAAAGCGUGCAAGGCUGCUGGAAAAAGCUUAUGGAGGAAAAAACGGAACAGAGUUUCGAGUUUAGAAUUCCUCGGCGAGCAGAUCAGCAAGGAGGCGAAUGCACCUGGAUCCUCUGCCACGCCUUCUCGGUAGUGACGGAUGACGGCUGGCUUCGAUCGGUUGUCGGUUCAGUCACGGAUAUCACAACGAUCAAAUGGGCGGAGGGUAUCCAAAAGCGAAAGAUGGAGGAUGCGAUCGAGGCAAAGAGACAACAAGAGAACUUUAUUGAUGUCACAUCGCAUGAGAUGCGUAACCCGCUCAGUGCCAUCAUGAUCUCGGCGGACGAUAUAAUUGCGUCCCUGAAGGAGCUGAACCGAAACGCCAAAGACUUUGAUAUGGUCAUUGAAAAUAGCAUCGACGCUGCCAAUACGGUGCUGCAUUGCGCUCAACACCAGAAAAGAAUAGUCGACGACAUCUUGACGAUCAGCAAACUCGACUCUGGUCUUUUCUCCAUCAAUCCGAUCGAGGUGCAACCGGUCGGUCUGAUCAAUGAUCUCUCCAAGAUGUUCGCCGGCGAAUACAAUGCCGCUGGCAUAACGCAGACAGUGAUCGUGGAAGAUUCGUACAAAAGCCUCGGAGUCGACUGGGUCCUACUGGAUUCGAGUCGACUCACACAAAUUCUCAUUAACCUCAUCACCAACAGCAUCAAGUUCACUCAGUACCAAUCUGCGCGCGAAAUCCAGAUUCGCGUCGGUGCAUCCAAAGAAAAACCGACGAUGAGUAGUGAAGGCAUACAAUACCUCGAUUUCCGGAUGCCCCGUGAGGACUUGACCCAGAGAAAAGAAUGGGGGGACGGCGAAGAGCUCUACCUGCAUUUCUCAGUUGCGGAUACCGGGUGCGGGCUUACAGUGGAUGAAAAGAAGCUCCUUUUCAUGCGUUUCUCGCAAGCACCGCGUACCAUGGUGCACUAUGGAGGCUCUGGACUCGGCCUAUUCAUAUGUCGCGAACUCACAGAACUUCAAGGUGGCUCAAUAGGCGUUGACUCUGAAUCCGGGAAGGGCUCGACGUUCGCAUUCUACGUCAAGACUCGCCGACUUCUUCCAAGGAUAUCCGUGUUGCCGAGCCGAGCAGCACAUGCAGGGCAUGAGUUGACGGCCCUGCAGCAGCUGCAGAACAUCGAGCAGACUUUCGAGCAGCCGCUUAUGCCUCGCCAAGACCAGCUCGCACCCAGUCCGUUCAGCAACCAAGUGACACGGCCGUCAUCACCAACAACACCGGGAACAACGACGAACACGACUACGUCGACGAACUCGGUCCCGUCGUCUUCGCCAUCGAUGGCACGCCCCCCUUUCGACUGCCUGAUUGUCGAGGACAACAAGGUCAACCAACAAGUCAUGAGCAAAGGGCUCGUCAAGCUUGGGCACACGGUCUUUGUGGCCAACCAUGGCGCUGAGGCGCUCGAUUUCCUGCGGUCGACGAGGCACUGGCGCGGAAAUGCGGCGGAUGCACAGCAUCUGUCUGUGGUGCUCAUGGACAUUGAGAUGCCGGUCAUGGAUGGCUUGACGUGCGUGCGGGAGAUCAGGAAGCUGGAGAAGGAGGGGCACUUUGCCGACAAAAUGAGAGUGAUUGCCAUUACGGCGAAUGCUCGAGUCGAGCAGGUCAACACGGCGAUGCAGGCGGGCAUGGACGACGUUGUGAGCAAGCCGUUCAGGGUCGCGGAGCUGAUUGCGAGCAUCGAAAGACUUGUGGAUUCGAAAGAGCCGAGGGUGGAGACGGUGGAGGUGGAAGAGGCAGACUGA